Molecule: messenger RNA, 1711 nt
Organism: Poecilia latipinna (sailfin molly)
Lineage: Eukaryota; Metazoa; Chordata; Actinopteri; Cyprinodontiformes; Poeciliidae
Exons: 13
Coding region: 68-1609 (513 amino acids)
Source: RefSeq, a predicted model, not a curated record
UGAUUUUUAUUUGUAAAUAACCACCUGUCCCCCCCAGUUGUCUUCUUUUUUACUGUGGUUUUACAGGAUGCCACGCAGAGGACGACGCUCGGAGGCGGCGAAGGUGCGAUGGAGGAAGCUGGAGAGUGUGCCGGACGUCGCCAAGCCAGGGACACCACCGCUCACGUCCCGGGCUUGGAGCCCCACUCAGUCUCCGCCGAAGAAGACGUCGCGACUGCUGGAGGGUGGCCCGCCCGACCAGAUGUUGCCUGCCGUCGUGCGCCAGGAGGAGCCCCGUGCGCCAUCGACCUCUCCUGGGUCACGCCGUGGGACGGGGCGCCGCCAUCGGGUGGAGACGUGGCCAGCUUCCCGGGUGACCAGACGUAGCUGCAAGUUGGUUCUGCCUACUGCCGAGGCUCUGGAGAAGAAGUUUGCUCUUUUGGUUGGUGAUUCUCAUCUGCGUGCUAUUGUGGAUGGGUAUUCUACCAUGCCAAAGGGCGACUUCUCCUUAGGGUUGCUUGCAUCCCCUGGAGCCUCUGCGGAAGAGCUGCGGCUUGAAGUCCAGAAUACACUUCUGCCUCGGCCCCCCGAGGUGAUCUGUCUUCUGGCUCCAAGCAACAACUUGACCGCCAGCAGGACCUUCGUGGAGGCCGGACGGGACUUUGCCAGGUUGUUGCGUUCUGUCUGCGAACUCUCUGCUAAUGUGGUCGUUGUGGACUUUCCACCACGCCUUGUCGUGGAGGAAAGUGUGCAACAGCUGCUGCGGCAGGAGUAUCGCCGUGUGGCUGCUCAGAGAAAUGUUCGGUACCUGCCUGUUACUGAACAUUUCCCGUUGAGCAGCCUGCACUUGUGGAGCAGGGAUGGCGUUCACCUGAGCGACCAUCCUGGGAUGACGGUCCUUUCUCAGUUGCUUCAGGCGGCGGUCUGCUCGCAACUUGAGUUAAGUGCACCGGAAUCUCCAGCUCCCGUGACGUUGGCUCCUCCCCCUCCUGGGACGGCUUCCCCCCCCGCGGCGAGACGUCCCCUGCCCCGGCUGGUUGUGGUUGGCGAGGUGGCUGCUCCGCGUCGUUCGGACCCCUUCGACUGGACUGUGGUUGGUGGCCGGAAGACAUCGCGCGGGGUCCAGGGUGGCGAUGGCUGUCCACACGCCACUGGGAGGAUGGUUGACCAACAGGGAGACCUGUUGGACUCUUCCAUCCCCCCGAAUCCUGUGUGGUUCAGCCCAGCGUUGCUGGAGGAGAUGGACCGGAUCGUUCCUGCGUCUGGCCGUGACGCUCCGCUACCUACAUGUUCUCCGAAGGGGAAGAAGAAGACGAGUCCGAGGCGUCGUCCGGUUUCUGAUCCCUCCAAGCUGAGUCCGGUGGAGCAGCAGAUGGAGGGAGCGCCGAGAGAGACCACCAGGCCAGCUCGUCGCCAGGCACGGAGACCGGUCCCCCCGAUGGACGUCGAGGCCCCCGCCGAGUCCUCUCCCGUGCCACUGGAGGACCAGGUCCGGGAUGGGAGCUGCCAGGUAACUCCUUCCUACCAUCUCAGUCACAACAAAUGGGUGGAACAUUGCAACAUGUGUAAAAAGUUGGCAUGCGUGGUUCUGUGUAUGACAAAGGUGCAAAAGAUCCUGUCACUCACAUGAGCAAAAAAGAUACAAAUGGUUGUGAAUAGUGAGUUUGUAUAUAUAAAAAUAUUAUAUUUUGAAGUUUUUCACUUUGUGGGCGUGAUGCUUCAUUUUUUGUGC